Molecule: messenger RNA, 4206 nt
Organism: Anopheles bellator
Lineage: Eukaryota; Metazoa; Arthropoda; Insecta; Diptera; Culicidae
Gene: Tbc1d8-9
Product: TBC1 domain family member 9
Exons: 12
Coding region: 43-3708 (1221 amino acids)
Molecular function (GO): calcium ion binding
Source: RefSeq, a predicted model, not a curated record
CGAACCGGUCGGACCUAACUGUGCUAGUGAACGGCCGCCAGAAUGUGGAUUCCGCCGAGAGAAUGUUCGAUGCCGUUCGCACUGUGGGUUAACGAAACGACGAAGCUUACCUCGCGCUACUUCCUGCUGCAGCACCGAAAGGGCCACGGCAGCCUGCGCGGCUUCUCGUCGAUGCUCGUCGGCACGCUGGACAACGUUCUGGACACUCGGCCGUCACCGUACCGCAUCUUGCAUUACCAACCCUCGACGGGUCUAUGCUACGAAAUUGCCGCUGACAUCACACUGGAAGCCAUCAUGAUCGACUGGGAGUGGCUGGCGAAGAAUCUGUUUCGCGUCAUCAAUGAGAUGGAAACGGAGGAGGAAAUCACCAACUUUACGAUCUGCAAAAUACAGUCCCUGCUCGCACACACCGGCCGGCCAUCGGAGGAACAGAACGAUCCGACCAGCUUCCAGGUGGCGGUGUGCAAGUUUCGCGAAAAGUUUCGCAUGCCUGAGGACGAGAAGCUGGUCAACUACUACUACUGCAGCUACUUCCGCAAGAUACCGCGCCAGGGACAGCUCUACUUGUCGCUCAACCACAUCUGCUUCUACUCCUACAUACUGGGGUCGGAGAGCAAGCUGUGCUUUCGCUACAACGAGCUGACCGAAAUCAAAAAGUCGGGCAACACGAUCACGCUGCGGGCGGGCCAGGCCAAGGAGUACACGUUCGUGUUUCUCUACUCGCCCGGCGAAGCGUACCAGCUGAUCGAGCAGCUGAGCAAGCUGACGAUGCAAAAGAUGAUACAGGAUCCGAACCAGCCGCUCGUCGACCACGAUCCGGUGGUGCUGAAGAAGUCGGAAAAGAAUGUGGCCCAGAAGACGCAGCUACUGCGCGACCUGACGGCCCGCCAACAGUCGGAUGAGUACCGGAUACACUUUCGCGUGCCAAAAACCGAAAUACUUGACGGUAUGAUCAAGGCAUCGCUAUGGGCACCGUAUGCCAAGAAGCACAUCAACGGCGUACUGUAUUUGUCGCAGAACUACCUGUGCUUCAAAAGCGAGAUCGCGUCAGUGGUGGCGCUCGUCAUUCCGCUCAGUAAGAUAGUAAGCGUUGAAAAGAAUGAAGAUCCCCACAAUCGGUUCAUCAACCGGAUUAUCAUCACCACGUCCGAUGGAAGCAUUUUCGUACUGCAGCACAUUCUGGACCGUGAGUUCCUGAUAAACAAAAUUUCGGAAUUGCUCUCCAAAACGGUUCCACCGGCGCGAACCCACGAUGAUUUGGAUUGGGUGAAGCAGGAACCUCUAAUGCACCUCUACAAGGAUCCCAACAACCGCGCGUUCGAUGACAUGCAAGCGGAGAAGAUGAAACGCUGGGAGGAACACUUCUCACUGUACGGGCGUAACAUUUCGAUGUUCCGCACCACGGACACGAUCAAUCUCGUCAUCGAGGGCAUCCCGGACCAAUUGCGGCGCGAAAUUUGGAUGAUCUUUUCCGGUGCGAUCCACAUGAAAAUGAUGAACCCGGGCCUGUAUCAGGAAUUGGUGACGCGGGCAAAAGAUCAAAGCCCGGUGUCGUUCGAGGAGAUCGAGCGCGAUCUACAUCGAUCGCUACCGGAGCAUCCGGCUUUCCAGACAAACAUAGGCAUUACGGCGCUGAGAAGGGUGCUGCAGGCGUACGCUCUGCGCAACCCGGAGAUUGGCUACUGCCAAGCGAUGAACAUUGUCACGUCCGUGUUUCUCAUCUAUUGCGACGAGGAGGACGCGUUCUGGAUACUGUGCUGCCUGUGCGAGUCGUUGCUGCCGGAUUACUACAACGAUCGUGUCGUCGGGGCACAGAUUGAUCAGGGGCUGCUGGACGAACUGAUCGCGGGUCAGCUGCCCAGCUUACACGUCAAACUGUCCGAGCUGGGCAUGAUACGCAUGAUAUCGCUGUCCUGGUUCCUUACGAUCUUUCUCAGCGUGAUGCCGUACGAAAGUGCGCUUCACAUCAUCGACUGCUUUCUUUGUGAUGGCGCAAAAGUGAUUUUCAUUAUAGCUUUAAAAAUUCUCGAAUGGAACCAGGAAAAGUUGCUCGAGUGCACCGAUGAUGGCGAGGCGAUGCAACUGCUCUCCACCUUCCUGAUGGGCAUUUUUAACGACGAGGUACAACGGAUCAGGAUCAUCGAUAAGGAGAAACAGCAGGUUAAAAGCCAAUCCGUGCAGACGCUCAUCUACGAAGCCUAUAUGAAAUUCGGCAAAGCAAUAACAUCACAAAAGAUUGAAGAGCUGCGUAACAAACACCGACGCAUAACCGUCCACCAGCUCGAAAAGGAUUUGGAAAAUAGUGUGAUAAAAAACUACAAAGACAAUGGGUACUUCGAUGGUGAAGAGCUGCGAAUGUUGCUGUGCUACACAAAGGAUGAGAAGAUAAGCGUCAAGAAUCGAGCCCGGCCGUCCUCGGUCAACAGCAGUGAGCCGGUUUUCGAUAUGGCCGUGCUGAACGAUGCCAAGAAACGGUUUCGCGAUAACCGCUAUGACUGCUUCCGGGUGGACUACGAAACCUUUCGCAAACUGUUCGUCGAUCUAACACCGUGGGGCCACUGUCAGAAUAUCGACGUGGCUGAGAAGCUGUUUCGUCUAAUGGACAAACAAUCGGCCGGUUAUCUCGAGUUUAAACAGCUGAUUUUCGCGAUCGGCAUCAUUUGCUCAAAGCGUGCAACGGAGAAGCUGAAACUGCUGUACAUUCUACACCUGCCGCCGCUCCUCAGUGCUCAAGAACUGGAAACGAGCAGCGUGUGUGAAUCUCGCGACUCGGACACCGAGGUCGCCACGGAAGCGGAAAGCUUCUUCAGUGACAAUCCGAUGGAAACGAUCAAAUCGCUCCCGUCACCGAUCGACAUCAGUCUCGAGGCGACUGAUGUUGAAAGUCUGUCGUUGUCGCACUUCAACGCAACGCCCAACCUGUCGAUAGAUGAAACAUCGACGAAUGCGGAAACGUCGUCAAUAUUCUACGUCGAUCUACCGACCACGAGCAGCAGCAUGAUCGGCGGAACGGCAGGUGGCAGCGCCAGCGGUGGUGCGGUGGCUGGCACAUCCGGUCACAACAAUGCCAAUCUCGGUGAAACGGAAUCGUUCGGUUCGCGGUCAGACAUAAGCGACCUUGGCUUUAACCGAUACAGUCUCGAUGAAAGCGUCAGCCGACGCGGGCUUAGUGGGGCCACGGCGGCCACGACCGAAGCACGCAGCAUUAGCGGUUUGCGCAUUUUUCUCGACGAACCGGACUCGAACUUUACGUACAAAACCAUUCCAAACAUGGGACAGAAAAAUUUCAUCUCCCUCUGGACCACGUUGCUAGAGAUUUUGAACAAAGAGCAGAGAGUUACCGACCAACAGGUGCAAACGUCUUAUAAAACACUGAUUUCACUCGGGGAGGAUGUUGCCUUCAGUGGACGGGACGAUAGCAACGAUAGUUUCACCCAACUUGCCUUUCCUGCAGUGGAAGGUGGUGAAAUGUUUCAGUUCGACCCGAACGGUAAUCCGUCAUCGUCCAGCUCGGAACGUACACCUAAGCGGCGGGGCUCCAAGACAACCGCAGGCCAUAACUCGGAAACGCUGUGGGAAAUAUCCCUCAAUCAGUUCGUAGCGACCGCCAUGUCCGUCGGUGUUAUCGAGGAACAGUUUUCGCUCCCGUUUUCGAUUAAGUCACGUGUCGAAACGCUGCAAAAAAAUCGCCGAAAGUGUAAAAGCUAAAAGAGAAAGAGAAUUUGAAACGCGCCCAGCGCUGCGUAUUGUUUGGCGCGUUGUUAAUACAGCAAUCGUUGCUGGUGCUAUUGUUAAUUAUCUGGGCGAAUGUUAACUAUCGCUCGAUCACAUUCACACAUUUGCUGCACGUUUUGAGUUCGUUAUGUUGGUCUCCGACACGGGGCAGCAUGGGGGGGGGGGGGGCUAAUCGUUGCCGGCCCUUUCUCCAGUUCCAUUCGAUUAUGAUCGAUUCACAUGAUUCCUCGAAAAAGGGCAGCCGAGCCGCGCGGAACCGCCGAUGGGAAUGUUUAUACAAAUUCGGAAAUUCCUUUUGCUAGCACUGGCUGUGGAGCAGACUCUCUCUCUCUAUGUUUCGAAUCGAAUCGAACUCGUGUGUGGCAAAAACUAGGCGGUCCACGGUACGAGUUUCAGUUGGUGGCUUUUACUGUACCCAGCAGCACACUGUUAAGUUACGCUUCAACAUAAACAUUCUAUAGAGCGCUAUUU